Messenger RNA from Cladophialophora yegresii CBS 114405, 2394 nucleotides. RefSeq lists its product as uncharacterized. The record is from RefSeq and is a predicted model, not a curated record. Gene Ontology annotation, biological process: 'de novo' IMP biosynthetic process; adenine biosynthetic process. Gene Ontology annotation, molecular function: ATP binding; metal ion binding; phosphoribosylformylglycinamidine cyclo-ligase activity. NCBI's taxonomy places the organism in Eukaryota, Fungi, Ascomycota, Eurotiomycetes, Chaetothyriales, Herpotrichiellaceae. Gene Ontology annotation, cellular component: cytosol. The transcript has a single exon. The coding region runs from base 1 to 2394 and encodes 797 amino acids.
AUGGCAGAGAGGCUACGAAUCCUCGUCAUCGGUUCGGGAGGUCGUGAACAUGCUAUCGCAUGGAGAUUGGCCAAGUCGCCGUCCGUCGAUGUUGUUCACGUCGCGCCUGGUAAUGGCGGCACAGAGUCCUCCGCGGACAACAUCGUCAAUGUCAAUAUCCCUGUCAAUGACUUCACAGAGUUGGUGGCACACUCACGGAAACAUGGCUUGAACCUAGUGGUCGUAGGGCCUGAAGCGCCCCUCGUUGCAGGGGUGAAAGAAUUCUUCAGUGCCGCAAACAUUCGGUGUUUUGGGCCCUCGAAGAAAGCUGCGCAAAUGGAAGGAUCGAAGGCCUUCUCCAAAGACUUUAUGCAACGGCAUGGGAUACCUACGGCGGCCUUCAGAAGCUUCAGCGAUUACGAAACUGCACGGGAGUAUCUAGAUUCGGUCCACCAUGAUGUCGUGAUCAAGGCGGACGGGCUUGCAGCUGGCAAGGGAGUCAUCAUUCCAACAACAAAACAGGAAGCACACGAUGCUCUCAAGCAGAUUAUGGUCGCACGCGAGUUUGGAUCAGCAGGCUCCCAGGUCGUCAUUGAGGAAUUCUUGGAAGGUGAGGAGUUGAGCGUGCUUUCCUUCAGCGACGGUUACACUAUUCGAUCCUUACCACCCGCCCAAGAUCACAAGCGAGCCCUUGAUGGUGACGAAGGUCCGAACACGGGAGGAAUGGGUUGCUAUGCACCAACUAGGAUCGCCUCGAAGGAGCUUAUUGCACAAGUCGACCGGGACAUUGUGCAGCCGACCAUCGACGGCAUGAGACGAGAGAGAAUGCCCUUUGUCGGCAUGCUCUUCACGGGCUUGAUGAUCACCAAGAAUGGGCCGAAAGUCCUGGAGUACAAUGUCAGGGGAGGAGAUCCAGAAACACAGACCCUGCUUCCACUUCUCAGCGACAGGACUGAUCUUGCCCAGGUCAUGCUGGCAUGCACGGAGCAUUGGCUAGACGGCGUCGAUCUCGAAAUUGAACCCAGAUUCUCUGCCACUGUGGUUGCAUGCUCCGAAGGCUACCCUGGUCCCUAUGCCAAAAAUCGACCGAUCACCUUACAGCAGCAGCAGCUUCCACCUAAGACCCACAUUUUCCAUGCCGGUACAAUCAGGGAGGGAAAGCAAGUCAUCUCCAUGGGUGGGCGCGUAAUCUGUGCAACGGCAACGGCAGACACGUUGGAAGAGGCGGUCGCUCUGGCAUACGAUGGGAUGGGUACCAUCAAGUUCCAGGGCAUGCAUUUCAGGAAGGACAUUGCUCAUCGGGCCUUCAAACGCAAGGCCGAUAACCUGAUUGUCGAGCAGAAUGGGAUGACCUACGCCUCCGCGGGAGUGUCCAUCGACGCAGGCAAUGACCUGGUCAAGAGAAUCAAGCCCUGGGUGAAGAAGACCGCACGGCCUGGUGCUGAUGCUGACCUAGGCGGCUUUGGUGGUGCCUUUGACCUUGCUAAGGCGGGAUAUCACAAGGAUUCUCCAAUCCUGAUCAGCGCAACCGACGGAGUCGGCUCGAAACUCAAGAUCGCUCAUGCUAUGAAUAUCCACGACACCGUUGGCAUUGAUCUGGUUGCCAUGAAUGUAAAUGAUCUCGUCGUCCAAGGAGCUCGACCCCACAUCUUCCUUGACUAUUUCGGCUGCAGUAUUCUUGAUGUGGACGCCGCGAGUGCCUUUAUCCGAGGCGUUUGUGAUGGCUGCGAGAUCGCACACUGCACUCUGGUUGGUGGAGAGACUUCAGAGAUGCCCGGUGUCUACAGCGGCACCGAAUACGACGCUGUCGGUACGGCUGUCGGUGCUGUUGAUAAGGCAGCUGGCCAGAAAAUCUUGCCGGACAUGGAGAGCAUGGUCGAAGGCGACGUACUUCUGGGCCUGGCGUCGAGUGGCGUGCACUCGAACGGCUUCUCCCUGGUUCGGCGAAUCAUCGAGAAGAUGCAUCUUACUUUCUUAGAUGCUGCUCCAUGGGACGUGGAGACCACGCUCGGCGAAUCCCUACUUAUCCCCACCCGCAUAUAUGUCGUUCCACUGUUGAAAGCCAUCGAACGGGACCUGAUCAAAGGGAUGGCGCAUAUUACAGGCGGUGGAGUGCUGGAGAACGUACCAAGAAUGCUGCCCAAACGCCUGGCCGCCGAGAUUGAUGUGUCUGCUUGGGAUCGACCCCCUGUGUUCAGAUGGCUUCAAGAGGCUGGAAACGUGAGUAACGAAGAGAUGAGUCGAACGUUCAACAAUGGAAUAGGCAUGGUUCUCGUCGUGUCGAGUGUUGCUGCAGGAGAAGUGAAGAGGAUUCUCGAAGAGAAUGGGGAGACCGUCUUUCGCAUCGGUAAGCUGGUCGAACGGGAGAAUGACGGCUGUGUCCUCAAGAAUCUUAGCAGCUGGAGUGCGCCGUGA